AUGGAAAGGAGGCCAUGGUGUGCGAAAGGUGUAAUCAGAGGAGCAUGGUCUGCAUGGGAAGAUAAGAUCCUUAAAAACUACAUUAAAAUCCAUGGCGAAGGGAAAUGGACAGACCUGCCUCAAAGAGCUGGGCUGCGGCGAUGUGGGAAGAGUUGCCGGCUUCGUUGGUUGAAUUAUCUAAGGCCAGGUAUCAAGAGAGGCAACUUUUCUGAGGAUGAAGAAGAUCUCAUUAUCAAACUACAUAAGCUUCUUGGUAACAGUUGGUCACUCAUUGCUCGGAGAUUACCAGGACGAACUGACAAUGAGAUAAAGAAUUACUGGAACACCAUUUUAAGCAAGAGGGUGCAAAGUGACAAGAUUCAUGAACAAAGUAGUAGAAUAUUAAAAUCCAUCGGAAGGAUAGGAAAGUUGACAUCAGACUCCAAUCCAGGAAUAAAACCGGUUGCUCACCCUGUGAUUCGACCAAAAGCAGUGCGGUGCACAAAGGUUAUCCUCCCAUGGCAACCAGAUAAUAAUCAAAUUUUCAAUGAAAAUAUAGUUCCUUAUGGGAAUAGUGAAAACCUAUUUCCUUUAGUUCAGCCAGAGAUUAAUAUCUCUGACUUCCUGAUAGAUUCGGAUACAAAUUACCUUUUGAGACCGAAUGUGCAAGAUUCAAAUUGCCACCAAACCAAUGAAAUCAAUGUACCUGACAUUGUGUUGGAUUUGCCAGUUUCUGGAUGCGAUGCCAAGCUUAAAGAUGUAAUGGAUGAAGGGAAGCCUGAGAAUUGGAGGGCUACUAAUCCUUUUCUGCCAAAUGAAGCUAUGGAUCUUAACACAUUGUCAUCUUUUCUGGAUUUAGAAGAUACAUGGAUUAACUCAAAGUAA
Molecule: messenger RNA, 864 nt
Organism: Quercus lobata
Lineage: Eukaryota; Viridiplantae; Streptophyta; Magnoliopsida; Fagales; Fagaceae
Product: transcription factor MYB3-like
Exons: 3
Coding region: 1-864 (287 amino acids)
Source: RefSeq, a predicted model, not a curated record